Messenger RNA from Sorex araneus (European shrew), 510 nucleotides. Its product is annotated as EP300-interacting inhibitor of differentiation 1-like. The coding region runs from base 1 to 510 and encodes 169 amino acids. Gene Ontology annotation, biological process: negative regulation of DNA-templated transcription. Gene Ontology annotation, molecular function: transcription corepressor activity. NCBI's taxonomy places the organism in Eukaryota, Metazoa, Chordata, Mammalia, Eulipotyphla, Soricidae. The record is from RefSeq and is a predicted model, not a curated record. The transcript has a single exon. Gene Ontology annotation, cellular component: nucleoplasm.
AUGUCGCAGCAGCCGGCAGACGCCAACGCGCCGCGGGAGGAGGUAGGCGGCGGCGGCGGCGGGCGGCGGCGCCAGCCGGCCCGGGCGCGCUCGGCCGAGCUCUGGGAGGGUCGCUUCGCGGAGGAAGCCGGCGCGGGCCGGGUGGCCGCCGACCCCGAGGCCGCCGCCGCCGCCGCCGCCGCCGCCGCCCGGGGCCCCGACCCCGCCGCCUUCCCGCGCCCCGAGCGCGACGCCGCGGCCGUCGGGCCCGACCUGGCGCCCGCGCAGCCCCCGAUCGGGGAGGAGGUGCCCAACGCGCACGGCGGCCGCUUGAGGGGCUUCAACGAGCCCAACUGGGUGUUCAUGGACGUGUGUCGCGCGAGGGAGGUGGCCCAGGAUGCCAGCUGGCAGGCGCGCUAUCCCAACGUCUAUCUGGAUUAUUUCACCUUCAUCGAAGAUCUCUUCGCCUCGGUGGCGCUGAGCCGGCUGGCGGCGGAGCUGGGCUGCGACCGCCUCAAAGACCGGGAGUAA